Rubroshorea leprosula is the source of this 1458-nucleotide messenger RNA. NCBI's taxonomy places the organism in Eukaryota, Viridiplantae, Streptophyta, Magnoliopsida, Malvales, Dipterocarpaceae. The record is from the annotation of a GenBank genome assembly.
AUCAUAAGCCAAUCAUAAGCCCUCCAUUGAAGCUGUAAACUAAGCUAGUUUUAUCUGUUCAUGCGUUUCUUUCUUGAUAAAAUGGAUCUGCUCGUCGCUCUGCUUGUAUUUUGUGUAGCUGCAUCUUUUUUAGGCAUUGGAAAUGGGAAAAGUGCUUUCAAUGUGGUCAAUUUUGGUGCCAAAGGAGAUGGAAAAACUGAUAAUUCCCAAGCUUUUGGAGCUGCGUGGAAUGCUUUAUGUGGAGCCACUCAAGCUGGAAGCAUACUUCAGAUACCGGCUGGCGAAUUUUUACUGCAGCCCAUUGCCUUCGAAGGUCCUUGCAAAUCAAGCAACCUCGGUAUUCAGGUUUUUGGGAAUAUUGUGGCACCGAAUAGUAUUGAAGAAUGGAAAAAUUGCCAAACAGGUUACUGGAUAUCCUUCACUAACGUGGAUGGUUUGGUGAUAGAUGGAGAAGGAACAAUUGAUGGCAAAGGUUCUGCUUGGUGGGGCAAUGUUAAAAAGGGCUGCCAAAGACCCAAGGCUUUACAUUUCAACAACUGCAACAAUCUUCGACUAAGUGGACUUAAUCAUCUUAACAGUCCAAUGAGUCAUAUUGCGAUUAAUGACUGCCAUGUAGUAUCCAUCUUUAACCUUCAUAUCACUGCACCUGGGACGAGCCCUAACACUGAUGGGAUUGAUAUAUCUGCUUCCACCCAAGUUAACAUACAUGAUUCAUACAUUGCAACUGGAGAUGAUUGUGUUGCUAUCAAUUCUGGUUCGUCCCAGAUCAAUAUUACUUCUGUUGUGUGUGGACCUGGUCAUGGCAUAAGUGUUGGUAGUCUAGGAAAAGAUGGAGCCGAGGAGACAGCGGAAGAGGUUCAUGUGCAGCAUUGCACCUUUCAAAAAACUCAGAAUGGAGCAAGAAUCAAGACAUGGCCGGGAGGAUCCGGAUUUGCAAGGGCAAUCACCUUUGAGCAUAUCACUCUCAUUGAUGCUGGAAAUCCCAUUAUAAUUGACCAGAAUUAUCGGAAGGACGGCCGCUAUCACACAAAUCAGGCAUCAGCAGUAGAAAUAAGUCAAGUGACAUACAGUGAUAUACAAGGAACUUCAGCAGAUAUGCAAGCAAUCACAUUGGAUUGCAGUGUGGUAAUAGGCUGCAAGAACAUUUUAAUGGAUCAAAUCAACAUAACCUCAUCUCUGCCAGGGAAGACAACAUAUGCCUACUGCCAGAAUGCAGAGGGAAGAUCUAGCUCUACAACGCCUAAUGUCCCUUGUCUAAAAAACUGAGAAAGACAGUACUUCCAAAGAAAAUGAACAGAAAAAUCUAGACAUAUUUGAAUUUCAAUGUUGAUUUUUUGAAUUUUGAGCAAUAUUAUACUGAAAAGAAACACCUGAAUGAUGAAGGCAAAAUAUAUCUUGAUUGAAUAUCCGUGGCUUUGUUCAGUUUUGUUCUUUGUGAAAUAAAUCCACCUUUCUAAU